GCUAGGGUUUUCCUCGGCGCGAGCGAUGGCGGCGUGCGCUCCUACUACGAUCGGGCAGCUAUCUUCCAGGCUCGUGUCGCGCGCUCCAGCGCCCGCGCCAUUCCCCGGCUACAUUCUUCUCAGGCCAGUGGUUUUCAGAUCGCGAGUCGCGAGAGCGGCAGCGGUGCGCGCGGCGAUCGAGCAUUUCGACGAUGCCGGGGUUGGAUUGCAGGGAUCGGUGUGCUUUGCUGCUCCGGAGGGCCUGGAGAGCCCCCCCGCCUCCUCACAGGAGGAUCUCUCGUCGUGCCCGGCGAGAGGGAGCGUGGGUGUCGUCGAGGCGAUGACCGGCAAGACGAUCGACCUCAACUCCGGGGAGGUCAUCGAUGCGGGGAUUGGCGGCGACGGGGAUAUUGGGCAGCGCGGCGGCGGCGAUGGCAGGGGAGGUGGCGGCGGAGGGGAUGAUUCCAGCGAUGGAAUGGCGAAGAAGCAAUCGGGGGCUCUCUCGAUGUCACAGAAGCUGACAUUGGUCUACGCAGCUCUCGUGGGAGUUGGAGGAUUGAUAGGAUUUCUCAAGACCGGCAGCGCGAAAUCCCUCUUCUCCGGAGGGAUCUCUGCGCUGACACUCCUCACUGUCUACUCACAGCUCCCUGUCAACCCGGUUGGCGCUUCUUCUCUCGGUGUUGGUAUAUCGCUGCUGCUCCUGUUCGCCAUGGGCUCGAGAUUCAGAAACUCGGGGAAGUUCUUCCCCGCGGGAUUGGUAUCGAUCGUCUCGUUGAUAAUGUCCGGCGGAUAUGUUCAUGGAAUUCUACGUUCCAAGCACUGAAGAUUAAAAAGAGCUCUCCCCUGUUUCUAGGGUUAGGCU
Messenger RNA from Selaginella moellendorffii, 841 nucleotides. Its product is annotated as protein FATTY ACID EXPORT 2, chloroplastic. Gene Ontology annotation, cellular component: membrane. NCBI's taxonomy places the organism in Eukaryota, Viridiplantae, Streptophyta, Lycopodiopsida, Selaginellales, Selaginellaceae. The record is from RefSeq and is a predicted model, not a curated record. Bases 26 to 802 code for a protein of 258 amino acids. The transcript is spliced from 3 exons.